GGUAUCUGGCAUUCAGCCUGCUAUGGAACUGGGAGCUGAGGGGAGCAAGCAUCAGCACCAGCACCAGAGGAGGAAACCUGUGAGACAUGCACUGGAGGAGCAGAAAAAGAUUUACACGGACUGGGCCAACCAUUACCUGGUGAAGUCGGGCCGUCAGCGACUGAUCAAGGACUUGCAGCAGGACGUGACAGAUGGAGUGCUACUGGCUGAGAUCAUACAGGUUGUGGGUAAGGACUUGCAGCAGGACGUGACAGAUGGAGUGCUACUGGCUGAGAUCAUACAGGUUGUGGGUAAGGACUUGCAGCAGGACGUGACAGAUGGAGUGCUACUGGCUGAGAUCAUACAGGUUGUGGGUAAGGACUUGCAGCAGGACGUGACAGAUGGAGUGCUACUGGCUGAGAUCAUACAGGUUGUGGGUAAGGACUUGCAGCAGGACGUGACAGAUGGAGUGCUACUGGCUGAGAUCAUACAGGUUGUGGGUAAGGACUUGCAGCAGGACGUGACAGAUGGAGUGCUACUGGCUGAGAUCAUACAGGUUGUGGGUAAGGACUUGCAGCAGGACGUGACAGAUGGAGUGCUACUGGCUGAGAUCAUACAGGUUGUGGCGAAUGAGAAGAUAGAAGACAUCAAUGGCUACCCUAAGAGCCGGACUCAGAUGCUUGAGAACAUUGAUACAUGCCUUGGAUUCCUGGCAGCCAGAGGGGUGAACAUCCAGGGGCUCUGUGCAGAGGAGAUUCGUAAUGGGAACCUGAAGACCAUUCUGGGUCUGUUCUUCAGCUUGUCCCGCUACAAGCAACAGCAGCAGCAGCAGAAGGUGUUGAAACAGCAGGCCUCUCAUCAGCCAAAGCACAGCUCCCAGCCUGGACAUACUCCCCAUAGAUCACCAGCCCCCUCUCACACCCACAAUACCCACAGCUCCACUGCAUCAGAACACAAAGCAGCAUCAGAUAUGCUGUCCAGACUGCCAGGCCCCACCGCGCGAGUCUCAGCCCCAGGCAGCGAGGGGAAGCAUCGCGGGGCCUCCAACAGCAACCGCCGCAGCCAGAGCUUCAACCACCAUGACAUGCCCAAGUCCUCCAGCAGUGACAGAGGUGAGUUGCCGUACAUGAGGAUGUAA
Oncorhynchus masou masou (cherry salmon) is the source of this 1117-nucleotide messenger RNA. RefSeq names its product neuron navigator 2-like. Bases 23 to 1117 code for a protein of 364 amino acids. Lineage: Eukaryota; Metazoa; Chordata; Actinopteri; Salmoniformes; Salmonidae. Gene Ontology annotation, biological process: neurogenesis; nervous system development. Gene Ontology annotation, molecular function: protein binding. The transcript is spliced from 6 exons. The record is from RefSeq and is a predicted model, not a curated record.